GCAGCUGGGUGAGGUGGGUGAUGGUGGAGGAGGGCAGCUGCAGCAGCUGGAGGACAAGCUGCGGCAGGCGCAGCAACUGCUGCACGACGCGGACGCCGCGCACGCGCACGAGCAAGGCGAUGUUCCGUCGUUCACCCCGAGCCUGGAGUUCGAGGUGACGAGGCGCCGUGUGGGGCGUGGGGUGCUGGAGAUGUGGUGGUACUUGGAGGACCAGCUCAGGGACCUCAGGGGCAGUCUCGACGCCUUCCCCAACCACGUCAACCACAUCACAACCAUCAUCGAGAAUGGUGCUGAGCAUGCCAGGUGGGGCAAUCGCUACAUGUCAUUUAUUGUGCAUCAUCUUUAA
Messenger RNA from Hyalella azteca, 346 nucleotides. RefSeq lists its product as uncharacterized. NCBI's taxonomy places the organism in Eukaryota, Metazoa, Arthropoda, Malacostraca, Amphipoda, Hyalellidae. The annotation marks the transcript as partial. The transcript has 2 exons. The record is from RefSeq and is a predicted model, not a curated record.